UACAAAUAUCAAAUCCUUAUUGAUGGAACUGUGGCAGCAUACAGAAUGCCAUACCUCCUUGCUGGGAAUAGUGUGAUCCUUAAGCAGGAUUCCAUAUAUUAUGAACACUUCUACAGUGAGCUCCAACCCUGGAAACAUUAUGUGCCUUUUAGAAAAGACCUUAGUGAUUUACUUGAGAAGAUCAAGUGGGUCAAAGAUCAUGAUAUUGAGGCCAAAAAAAUUGCACAAGCAGGACAGGAAUUUGCAAGGAAUAAUCUAAUGGGAGAACAUAUUUUCUGUUAUUAUUUUAAGCUUUUUCAGGCUUACGCAAAGCUACAGGUGAGCAAACCAAAAAUAAGAGAAGGGAUGGAAAUUGUUGAACAGCCUUCAGAUAACUACUUCCCAUGCCAAUGCCACAGAAAUUUG
Messenger RNA from Staurois parvus, 405 nucleotides. NCBI's taxonomy places the organism in Eukaryota, Metazoa, Chordata, Amphibia, Anura, Ranidae. The record is from the annotation of a GenBank genome assembly.